AGGAAAACGGCAAAUACCUCGAAAAUUUUAAGAGCGAAAGAAGAUUAAGAGAGGGAUUGGCGGUGGAAACGCGAUGAAGGAACACCGCCCCCGGCUCCAAGAUCCACCUGCGCACGCGCAUAGUCUCAACCGGGCCAUUUCUGCGGCUGCGUGUUCUGUACCUGACCCAGAGCGCGCUCAGAGUGCGCAGGCCUGCCCGGGGGCGAGCACGCACGCCCCGCCCCGCGUCCGGCCCGCGAAUCCCGAGGCGACUGGGCUCGGGUUGUCUAGGCGGCGGAGGUAAUGCCCCGGAAGGCGGGGAACCGGGAAGAGGCCGAGGAGGCCGCCGAGGAGGCGGGCGCCGAAGAGUACGGCCCUGAGGAGUACGGCCGGGAGGAGUCGGGCGCCGAGGAAUCCGGUCCGGAGGAGUCGGACCGGGAGGAGUCGGGAGCUGAGGAGGAGAUGGAGGCUGGGCGGCCGCGGCCGGUGCUGCGCUCGGUGAACUCGCGCGAGCCCUCCCAGGUCAUCUUCUGCAACCGCAGCCCGCGCGUGGUGCUGCCUGUGUGGCUCAACUUCGACGGCGAGCCGCAGCCCUACCCGACGCUGCCGCCGGGCACGGGCCGCCGCAUCCACAGCUACCGAGGUCACCUUUGGCUCUUCAGAGAUGCAGGCACAUACGAUGGGCUUCUGGUUAACCAAACUGAACUAUUUGUGCCAUCUCUCAAUGUUGAUGGACAGCCUAUUUUUGCCAACAUCACUCUGCCAGUGUAUACCCUGAAAGAGCGAUGCCUGCAGGUUGUCCGAAGCCUAGUCAAGCCUGAGAACUACAGGAGACUGGACAUCGUCAGGUCCCUCUAUGAAGAUCUGGAAGACCACCCAAAUGUGCAGAAAGACCUGGAACGGCUAACACAGGAGCACAUUGAAAAUCAGCGAUUGGAAUAGUAGGAGACUGAAGAAUUUAAUUGAAGUUAGCAUUCCUGCAUCUCAGCUUUUGAUCAUACUGAUGAGGCUUGAUCUAGAUAUAGGACUGGUCAUUACCCUCAGUUUUUGGAGUAAAAUAAGCUCCCAUUGCCUAAAAGCACGUUAACUGACUUCACUAGGCAUUGUGAUGCUUGGGGACAAAUGUUGGAAGUGUCACUUAAUACCUGCUCUUUUGAGAAAUACUUACCAGGAGAAAAUACUUGCAUUUUUGCCUCCUAGUAAGUCAGGAAAGUUUCAGUGUAAGGAUGUUUGUAUAAGUGAUCCAGUGGCAAUUGCAGCAUGUCCUUUAAUUGUAAGAAAAUGGCAGUGUCUGCUUUUAAGGGACAUGUGAUUGGGGAUGUGUCCACCUCCCACUUCGCAAGACUGAUGUCCUUGAGACAGGGACAGGUUUUCUCCUCUUUGAGACCCCAGUGCCUCGCACACUGUGCGCCUGACCGUGUUUGUUGCUUGAACAAACUGGUGGAUGCUUUGGAAGGAAGCUUUUGGACGGUCGGCCUCUUCUCUUGUUGGGGGGAAGGGAGGGAGGCCUUAAAGUGUAUGCAGUAAACAAACAUCCUAAAGGGAAUCAUUUCUAUAGAAAGCACUUUUUCUAAUUUUCUAAGUGUUGCACUUUUCUUUGUACACUCUUGUUGCAAUACUGUUUUAUUAAUGUUUCUAAACCAGGAUUGACUUUCCACAGCCACUGUGAUAAUAGUGUUUGUGCUUUUUGGUUUUGUUUCUGUUUUGUUUUUGGUAUUGGGAAUUUAACCCAGGGGCGCUCUACCACUGAGCCACAUCCCCAGCCCAUCUUGUUUUUUAUUUUGAGACAGGAUCUUCUGAAGUUGCUGAAGGUUUUGCUAAAUUGCCAAGGCUACCCUCGAACUUAGAAUCCUGCCUCGCCUCUCAAAUUGCUGGGAUUACAGGCAUAUGCCACUAUGUCUGGCUGAUAAUAGUGUUUUUGUAACUUGUCAUGUAUCUAGAAAAUAGCAGAAAAGAGCCCUCCUUAUGUUUAAUUCUAGUAUGGAAGAGCUCCUAAACUAUAAAUAAGUUGUUGCCAGGCAUGGACAUCUGUUCUUUUCUGUAAAUCCAUGACAUUUCUGUUUGGUUCAGCAUUCGCAUCAGCAGGACCUGGUCACACUUUUCCCUGGACUGUGGAGAGGCCAAAGCCCUCCAUCCUCAGGCCAGUUACUCCCAACAGUGGGAUCAUUGGAGUAGCCUGGAAUGUUUUAUAGUUUUAUGAAUGUUCACAUCCUUCUUUAUAGACUGGAUUUCAAUUCAGAACUCAAAUUCAAAACUUCAGACUUACGUCUUUGUAAUAAUUUUUUUAAAAAUAAUCCAGGAAAGAAAAAGAAAGAUCACUGUAGAAACACUACUUAAAUACAACCACCAUUGACCUUUUCAACUAUUUUUCUUCAGCCUCUUACAGGGCGUAUUUGGGUUGGUUGCUUUUGACAUAGUUGAGAUCGUAUGGUAUAUACAGUUUUGUAUCCUACUUUUUCAUUUAACUUCAUAAUAAAUAUUUUUCCACAUUAUAAGCUUUUCAUACACAUUGGUAUAGUCUUUCUUUAUAAUUAAUGUUAGGGGUAUUUCUUGGCAUCAUUAGUUCUUUUGGGCACAAUCCUAUGUUCUAAAACCAGAGUGAAGCUAAUGAAACAAAUGGGAAUAGUUUCCCUGUGCCCUUUAAGUGUCACCUAAUCUUAGUCCCCUCUUUCAACUUUCAACAAAUAAAUUGACUUUUUUUCAUUCAGUGACACACCUCUAAAUAUUUAAUUUUUUGUUGAAAUGUGGGGGUAAGGAAACACAUAUGGAGGGGGAGAGUUCCCUGUGCAGCUGUGGGUGGCGUGGAGUUGGACUGAGUGGAGAUUGAAGGAUGUCGGCCAGUGCCACAGUAGUUCGAUGUUGGUUUUAUUUUUUUAAACCUGUCUUUGGUCAAAAUGGCUUUCACAUUCCUCUCAUGAGAACACACAGAUUGAGUACUGUGUUUUUUGUGUUGUCCAAGAUUGAAAAUGUGUAGCAUGAGUCAUGUAUGUUUUUCACUUGGAAUCCUGUGAAUGUAUUAAACGUAUUGUUCUUAAGAGA
This is a messenger RNA of Sciurus carolinensis (gray squirrel), 3018 nucleotides long. It is a transcript of the gene Vhl, whose product is annotated as von Hippel-Lindau tumor suppressor. The transcript has 3 exons. The record is from RefSeq and is a predicted model, not a curated record. The coding region runs from base 283 to 921 and encodes 212 amino acids. Lineage: Eukaryota; Metazoa; Chordata; Mammalia; Rodentia; Sciuridae.